CAGUCAUAAUGUAGCUAUUUUUUUAUAUAAAAAGGGGCACAAAGGACAUUUACAAAUCACAAGUAGACACCUUCUAGUCUUCUUCAGUUCGUUUUCAUAAAGAGUCUUUCGUAUGACCAAAGAGCCACUUGAUCCAAAUUGAAGGAUAAAAACUAGCUAGGGUUUCACAGUUGUUCAUUAUGAAGAAAAGACAGAUGGUAAUCAAGCAGAGAUCAAGAAACUCCAACACAUCUUCCUCUUGGACUACUACUUCUUCUUCUUCCUCUUCGUCGGCCAUCAGUAACGUCCGUUACGUGGAGUGCCAGAAGAAUCACGCUGCUAACAUCGGAGGUUACGCCGUCGACGGUUGCCGUGAGUUCAUGGCCGCCGGAGUUGAAGGAACCGUAGAUGCUUUGAGAUGCGCCGCUUGUGGUUGUCACCGGAAUUUUCACCGGAAGGAAGUUGAUACGGAGGUUGUUUGUGAGUAUUCUCCACCUAACGCUUGAUUUUUUUUUUCACAGGGUUUUUCCUUCUUUUUUUUUUUUUUCCUUUGGUUUGGAUUGAUCCAUUGAUUUUUAAAGAUGAUUUAUUUAGAGGAUAUGUGUAUAUGAAUAUUGAUGUGUAUAUCAACAGCUCACGUACCGCCCAUCUAUCUAUCUAUAUGUAUUUAUAAAAAUGGCUUGUUGGUUUGACAUAUUGUAUAGUUCUCUGUUGGUGUGAUGUAAACAAUAGUUUUUUUGAUUUCCAAACAAUAAGCCAGCUUCACGAUAUAAUGUUUGCGACCAUUUGCUGAUAUAAAUUAUUGGAUUGAAACUA
This is a messenger RNA of Camelina sativa (false flax), 795 nucleotides long. RefSeq names its product mini zinc finger protein 1. The record is from RefSeq and is a predicted model, not a curated record. NCBI's taxonomy places the organism in Eukaryota, Viridiplantae, Streptophyta, Magnoliopsida, Brassicales, Brassicaceae. Gene Ontology annotation, cellular component: nucleus. Gene Ontology annotation, molecular function: transcription cis-regulatory region binding; DNA-binding transcription factor activity. Gene Ontology annotation, biological process: regulation of developmental process; regulation of DNA-templated transcription.